This is a messenger RNA of Perca flavescens (yellow perch), 3826 nucleotides long. It is a transcript of the gene pik3r6a, whose product is annotated as phosphoinositide-3-kinase, regulatory subunit 6a. The transcript has 7 exons. The coding region runs from base 405 to 881 and encodes 158 amino acids. Lineage: Eukaryota; Metazoa; Chordata; Actinopteri; Perciformes; Percidae. The record is from RefSeq and is a predicted model, not a curated record.
UUUGUAGUUGAUAGAACCAAUCAAUGUAUUAUUCUAGUUGCAGUAAAGGCAGCAGCUCUGCAAAUGUCAAUCCACAGGUGUUUGUUCUUCUAGUGUGUGUGUGUGUGUGUGUGUGUGUGUGUGUGUGUGUGUGUGUGUGUGUGUGUGUCCUUAUUUGUGUAAAAGAAAAUUGAGGCCCAUUGCUCAGGGACGUGCACCAUCAAAUGAUGAAAAAUGAUGAAUACUGACCCACAUUGGAGACAUUGGCUGCAUCUCAGCGUUCAAUAGGUCAGAGGUAUAAAGCACAUUGUGGCAGUGUAAAAGAGAGGAAUGGAGUCGGAGCAAAGACUGUAAACUGAAAUUCACAUCUUCAGGGGUUUGGAUGAAGAGAGGCUCAGGGUUCGGGAGAGGACGAUGUGGUGUCCAUGGCGGACUCCACCAUCACCGUGGACGACAUUGAGGGGGAGCUUUUUAAGAUUGAGAGGAUCAGGGACGUCCUGGUCAGGAGGGAGUCAGAGCUUAGAUACAUGAUGGAUGACAUUCAGCUGUGCAAGGAGAUCACUCGUCUGAAGAAAGAGCUGCAGAAAUUAGUGUCCAUACCAGAUAAUGACAAGUCAAACGAGGACCGGCAGAAGGAAGAAGAACUACUGCAGCAGAUCCACAAGCUGGUCGAGACCAGAGAUUUCCUGGUGGACGAUGUGGAGUUUGAACGACUCAGGGAGAAAGAAGAGGAUAAAGAAAUGGCAGAUUUUCUGCAGUCCAAAUUCCCAAGAAAUAUGAAGAAGAAAGGUGUACCAACCAGACGGGCUCCAUCCAGGGCUCAGCAGACAUCUUCUCCCUUCGCCAAGACAGGCCUCACUCUGCUAAAGGAGUGCUGUGGCUUCACAUGCUCCAUCAUGUAGACUGGAGUCAAAAUGCAGGGCCCCACUGCAGGGUUGACACAGGGGCCACAAAUCAAAAUUGGCCACUCCACAAGAGUCAAUAUUUCCAGUUUCAGCUUUUCAGUCCGAGAAAGACUUUGAAGCAUGGAUUGAGCAGUACAGAUGCAAGUUGAGAAUUCCCCACAGGGAGUGCAAAGUAUGUUGCAAAGAUCAUGUGGUGUGUUUCCCAUGCCAAGACCCAAGUUUGUCUUGUGUUGGAUCUGUUUGUCUCUUUCAUUGGACUUUAUAUCUUGUUUUGUUUUAAUGCUGUCUCUGCUCUCCACGUCUCUCAACCCACUCCCGUUUUCAUUUUUACUCUUGUUAAUCAUAACUGCUCAGCAAGCUUCUUGUGAUUAUCAGCUACCAAAAGGAACAACCAGACACAUAGUUUUUAUUUCUCUUUUUCAGGCCGAGAGGACAGGGUUUAAAGCACAGAAACAGCAUAGCACAAGUCAGGCAUGUAUUGUGAACACACUAAUUGGAUUACUACACGUUUUUUUAAAGACUUUGCUGAGCUAUAACCGUCAUCUCCUCAUUAAAAAACAAGUAGCUGUUUUGCAGGAGUCAGCAGGUCAGUCUAGACACACUGCUGGCACUUAAUAAUCACCAGUAAGGAGAUAACAAGAAUGAAAUUGACAUUAAUCAGGAGCUCUGUUAGGAUGAAGUUGCUUGUGAUUUGACUCCAGAUCCAAAUGGGUACGACCUUUGAAAAGCAGAGGUUUGUGAAGAAAGAACGGAUGUCUCAUUACGCUGCAUUUAUAUUGACUAAUGUCUACUUUUUUAUAUGUUGCAAAGAAAUAUAGAAGAGCAUCCCACAGUAUACCUUUUUAAGCUUUUUUGCUAAUCCUCACUAUAGUGUUUUUUUUUUUUUUUUUUUUUUACAAGAAAAGACCUGGCUUCAUUAUUUUAUUACAUAUUUCUCAUGAGUGUUUAACACAUACAGUACAGCACUAACAUGUUGACAGCGGAAGUGUUAUGUGAGGAUACUUUCAGUAUUAAUACAUAGGUGUCCAUAUUGUACUGUAUGCAAACUGAGGUAUAUAUAUAGAUAGACUGCUCACACUUAAAUUAGUCAUUCUUAGUCCAGUGCGCUCACUUUAGUAUCAUCCAUUAUGCAUGUUUCCACAAACGAUAUGGAUCAACACUCAGCUGACACUGCAGACCACUACACCUUAUAUAAAUAUAACCACGUCAGUGAUAAAGACAGUCCUCAUACGCAUCAAGGCACACUUGACAGUGUUUUGAGUGGGUACUUUAUGUUUCAUAUUAAUCUACUGGCUAGGGGCAAAAAAUCCUUUAGCCCACUUCCACUAAAUAUUAUGUAUGUUUUGCCACCCCAUAUUUUAUCAGUUAUUCUGUCCUAAAUAUUUACCUAGAGAAGGUGAAUGUAAGGCUCGUGUUGCCAAGAAGAAUAGUCGCCAUAGCAACCUUGUAUACCCAAUAUCUUUACAAUGAGACAAUGAGGAAGGUUGGAUGGAUCGUAGAAAUGAGACCUCAGGUGUCAUAUCAUGGUUGCCUAAUGAAAUGUAAACAGGAGACAGAAUAAUAUUGCUGUGGUUAUUUUGGUGAUUUUCAUGUUUUUGAUUCACUCUGGUGAUAACACAGCCUACUUAGGAUUGAAAAGAAUAUACCCUAAUUUAUCCUCUGAAUUCCUUUUUGCAUUCUUUUAGAUAAAGUAACAAUCGCAUGGAGAUUAAGUGAACACAAGGCUGCUUUGCUUGGCUGGAAAGUAGACAUAUUGGAGAUAACUGUUUUUAGAUGCUAAUUGAAGGUCUCUUAAAUCAUUGUAAUCAUUAUAGAUUAUACAUUUCUCAGUGAACCUCCUAGUUUGUGUCUCACCCCGAUUGACACAGCAUUCUUUUUUAUGGUUUAUUCCCAACUAGUCUUUGGGAUGGAUACAGAUGUCUGUUAUGUUCAAUCGCUGGAUCUUUUGAUAUUCAGUCUCAACACUGUCAUAGAACCUCUGGGUCACGUAUCACCGAGCAUGGCUGGUGUUGUCAUGGAGGUUCACAGGGGAAUUAGAUGUGUGCCAAUGCUGUUGAAAUAACAGCCAUGGUAGAAACACAAAAAGUACCAGGAUUUCUCCUUGUUAUAUGGGUGUGUUUGUCUAAAUCAUAUCUGACAAGAGGUUGAUACCCUGAUGGGGAAAUUUGCCUUACAAUGUACACCAUUUUGCCAAUACAGAACUAGUGUAUUUAAAAAAGGCAUUAAUGGUUAUAUAACAGGGGCUAACUUACAACUAUACUUUGGAUAUACAUAUCUUGGAAAAACAAUAUCUAUCAUCUGAAGCAAAGAAAAAUCAGUUUAUACAAAAAUUAACAAUGCUUUUUCAAGUAUGUUCCCACGGUUGAACUGCACAGUAAAUAAAUGUAUCCCUUUGCCCUAAGAAAGACUUUCAUCUAAUCAGUAAUUAUUUUAUAUGUUGAGACAUGAGUGCGUGACAUGUUUCUGUUCUUCACUGUUCACAUUUAGAUAUCAAACCAGCUGUUCACACCAGCUAGAGGGUGUGUUACAGCCCCUAACUGUGCUCUGCACGAGACAAGCGAGGAUCGACGAAUUCAUUGAGGAAAAUUCUUAGAGACGUGGAACAGACCAUGUAGCCUCUUAUGAGAGACGCAGUGUCGCAGGAGAGGGAGUCAGAGAGAGAAAGUGAUAUCAGGAGAGAGGUUGAAGUGGUCGAAAGCAGGGGAGAUGAAGAAAAAGAGAGAGAGAGAGUGGGAGGGUAUAAAGUUAGAUGGGUCUAAUCUUCAGUGUGAGUCAUCCUUAGUGAAAACAAUGUGAGUUCCCACAAGGGCAGCUCUCAUUGAACGCUACGUGAAAAGGUCACGACUGUCAUUCAAACACCAUAAUCCUGAACCCCUUCUUCACAGCUCAGUGUGUAUAAGAGUGUUUUUACAUGUGUGAGAAAUAAAUACAUGAGAAAGAAA